AAAAGCAAUGGAACCAGAAUUCGAAAUAAACGAAGCUAUUAAAUUUCAAGUAAAUAAAACUUAAUAACUUUGGGAAAAUGGAGUUGUAUAUGCAUUUAGUUUAUAUAUUAGAUCACCACGAUAUUCACUAAUCGAACACCUAUUUAAUAUGUAGUUCAAACUUAGAAUAAUGAGAAGUAAUAACAUUCAUUAAUUAAAAGACUCUAUCUAAAUAGACAGUAAAUCAAAGCAAAUAAUCCAAUCUCAAAAACACAUCAAGUCUCAUAUAAUAUUGAAUUUUAACGAAUACUCUCAUAAUUAAUUAUGCAAAAGAAUGAAGAUCAAUUAAUUGAAGAGGUAAAAGUACUCAAAAUACUCUUAGUUGUAAUCUCUGCUUAAACGUAUCACACCUUCAUAAGUUAUGUAAGAACAGAAUGGAUCUAAAAUCAUUUAUACUACAUAUCAAUUUCUACUCAUGAGAAAACCUUCCAUUCUUAGAAAUUAUCCUUUUGCUCCAACUAAUCAAGUACUUAAAAGAAUGAAGAAACUAAUUUAUUCAAUCAAAAAAGAAGUGCUUAUUAAUGUAUAAAUUUAAAUUUUACAAUUAGUCGAACUUAAUUUAAUUAUAAACUCAUUCAAACUAAAAUUCAAGUUCAUUUUAACAAAUUAAAUUACAAAAACAAAUAUCUAAAUAAUCACGUAAAAUGACAUUCAUUUUUGAUGAUUCAGAAAAAGAAGAAUAACCUACUGCCUUCUAUGCCAAUUUAUGUAAAUAUCCAAUCAUUAUCUAUAAGUACCUAACAAAUCAGCAUUCAAACCCUACAAAUCAGAUUCUAUCAAUCCAAAAUUUGAAUCAUUAUCUACUCAAACUAAACCCUCACCCAAAAUCGAUUCAAUUAAAACUGUCUAUUUCAAACCCAUCAUAAUAUAAGGACUACUGUGUUGA
Messenger RNA from Paramecium sonneborni, 925 nucleotides. The record is from the annotation of a GenBank genome assembly. NCBI's taxonomy places the organism in Eukaryota, Ciliophora, Oligohymenophorea, Peniculida, Parameciidae.